AUGCAAUCAUGGGCCGGCGGAGGCAGCCGCUCGCUUUUCUGCACAUUGCGAUCAUGCAUUCCCAUUCGGCCUGCUGAGCAGCAUUGCACCGCUGUCGCUCCCCUUCUACGCUUCCAAAGACUGUACAGCCCAAUAGGUGCACCAUCCGAGCGGCAUUUCACAACGUCUUCUACCCUCCAGCGAUCAAAACGAGAGAAAAAGGGCAAGGAGCCGAAGGUCAAGCCUGAUGAUACCCCGAAACCUCCCCGCAAUGGCUCCUUGAGACCCAGCAGACAGCGUGUUGCAGACUUUAUUGCAUUGGUGGAAGCCGCAGUAAACGAUGUGAGGCAAAAACUCCUCAAGUCUGGAGAGAUGUCCGAAGGGUGGAAGCAUAUCGAACGCCGGGUGUUGAAUGCCUGUCGGAUGGAUGAGACGAAAGCGGAUUCGGGUUCGUUACGCCAGGUCAAGAGUUCUCUACAAAGGGCUUUUCUUGCUUCGGGAGUGCAGGGUUUGCGAAACGAGCUGGAAUAUCUCAACUAUGCCGAUCGUACCACGAAGAAUUACUCGACUCCGAACCUCGAGUCACAGAAGAAAUGGGCCGACCUCCGCUAUCCGGCCGAAUGGUACCCCAACGCACGCUCUAUCCAACGGACAGUUCAUCUUCAUGUCGGCCCCACGAAUUCCGGAAAGACAUACCACGCUCUGAAGCGACUGGAAGCAAGCAAAUCGGGGUUCUACGCGGGGCCGUUGAGACUGCUUGCACAGGAGGUGUAUCAUCGUUUCAAGUCGAGUGGUGUUCCAUGCAGCCUGGUGACCGGUGACGAGGUCAAGGUUCCCGAGGAUGGCCAGGUGCCCCGCGUCAUGAGCAACACGGUGGAAAUGGUCAGCCUAGGACAAGAGUUCGAUGUGGGGGUCAUCGAUGAGAUCCAGAUGAUUGCGAAUCCGAGACGAGGAUGGGCGUGGACGCGAGCUGUACUUGGAGCUCAAGUCAAGGAGUUGCAUCUCUGCGGUGAAACGCGUGCAGUGCCGUUGAUUCGGGAGCUCUGUGCGCUCACAGGGGACAAUUUGGAAAUCCACCGCUACCAGCGACUGAACGCUUUGGAAGUCAUGCCGCAUAGUUUAAGAGGGAAUUUAAACAACCUCCGCAAGGGCGAUUGCCUGGUGUCGUUCUCCCGAGUUGGAAUUCACGCCUUGAAGGCCGACAUCGAAAGAAUAACUGGAAGACGAGCAGCCAUUGUUUACGGUGGCCUGCCGGCUGAGAUCCGCACUCAACAGGCUAAUUUGUUUAAUGAUCCGGACAAUGACUAUGAUUUCCUCGUCGCAAGCGACGCGAUUGGCAUGGGAUUGAACCUGAGCUGCAAACGUGUCAUCUUCGAGACUUUGAUCAAACGUAUGCCUGGUGGUCUGCAAAGACUUUCUGUCCCAGAGAUCAAGCAGAUUGGUGGACGUGCGGGCCGGUAUCGUCCAGCCGGUGCCACGAACGACACGGAAGACGGAGCCAACGUAGGCCUGGUCACAUCUCUUGAAGAAGUCGACUUGCCCUAUAUUCAACGGGCCAUGAGUAUGGAACCCGCUCCACUCCGUGCUGCUGGUAUCAUACCCCCGGAUGCUACGUACAAGAAGUUUGCCACCUACUUCCCGAGAUCUACUCCAUUCGAGUAUCUGGUCAGGCGCGUUGGGGAACUCGCCGAGCUCAGCCCCCUUUUCUUUAUGUGUGACGCGCAGGAUUUGCUCAACAAUGCUGAAAUCAUUGACAACGUGGCUGGCCUACGGCUUCAGCAGCAAUUGACACUCAUGGCCGCCCCCAUGGACACAAGAAACCCCAAUGGGUAUGACGCCAUCUGCGCAUUUGCUGAAUGCGUGGCCGAGAACUCACGCGGACGAUUGUUGGAUAUUCCUACUCUUAACUUGGAGGUGUUACAAGAACCUGUUUCCGGAAACAAGGAAUAUCUGCGCCAAUUGGAGGACCUGCACAAAGCCAUUAUUCUCUACUCAUGGCUGGGCUUCCGCUUCGGUGGUGUGUUCACGGACCGGACUCUCGCCGCGCAUGUCAAGGAGCUUGUGGAGGAGAGAAUGAUUCGGGCAUUGACCGAGUUCUCUGCUAACAAGAAGCUGCGCAAGGAUGCUUCUCUGCGGCGCCAAAUUGCCCUGCAGAAGCAGCUCCUCGAGCAAGGAAAAGUCGACUUUGAUGAUGAUGGCGAGUCUGAUGGAAGAGAAGGGGAAGUGCAAAGAAGCCAAGCGGAAGAAGGCUCUUCGGAGAUGCCGAGUACACUAUCCGAGGCUGAUCUGACAGAAGGAGAGACUUCAGAAAGCUCAGACACCGACUAUGAUGAGUUCUAUUUGGAGGAAGAGAGCUCUUUGAAGAGCUCCGUCCCCAGGCCGAAGCAGUUACAAAAGGGGCAGACCUCUACUGUGUAA
This is a messenger RNA of Penicillium cinerascens, 2397 nucleotides long. RefSeq names its product ATP-dependent RNA helicase SUV3. Gene Ontology annotation, cellular component: mitochondrial degradosome. Bases 1 to 2397 code for a protein of 798 amino acids. Lineage: Eukaryota; Fungi; Ascomycota; Eurotiomycetes; Eurotiales; Aspergillaceae. The transcript has 2 exons. Gene Ontology annotation, biological process: mitochondrial RNA 3'-end processing; RNA catabolic process. The record is from RefSeq and is a predicted model, not a curated record. Gene Ontology annotation, molecular function: hydrolase activity, acting on acid anhydrides; RNA helicase activity; ATP binding.